This is a messenger RNA of Rhizoctonia solani, 1479 nucleotides long. RefSeq lists its product as uncharacterized. Lineage: Eukaryota; Fungi; Basidiomycota; Agaricomycetes; Cantharellales; Ceratobasidiaceae. The record is from RefSeq and is a predicted model, not a curated record. The transcript is spliced from 5 exons. Bases 1 to 1479 code for a protein of 492 amino acids.
AUGCAGUUGCUUCAAUACAAUUUAACGCAUCCAUACCCUCGAAGCAAGCUCUUUACCACCAUUACUUUGGUGCUUGUUACACUAGUGCUACCCGUACUGGUUAUCGUAAACAUCGCCACUGUUGGACAGGAGUUGGUUCCCUCCCUCCGAGGAGAUUUUCAGCAAAACGACACGGUUCCUCUGUGGUGGGAAACCACUCCUCUGUCACCACUCUUCCGGCGUAAGCCUCCUCCAUGUCAGCCAAAGGAUUUAGGAAAGGGGGACACUUUCCGACUUUCCCCGUCAUUAUUCGAGUAUAAAGUACUGAGUUCAUGGCGCACGAACAGGACGAAACUCAAGUCCGAGGACGAAGGAAGAAUUGAGUAUCGUGGUGGCUCCUUUGGCGCCUGUUUUGUAUACGACAUUAGGUUCGAUCUUAGCUUCAUCGAGUCAACUCAAUCUCUUACCGUUGGUAUAUCGUGUCCAGAUUACCCUGUUCGAGCAUUUUUGGAGACCCGCGUUGUUUUUGCGACAGAACACAGCAAGGACGUAAUUGGACAGUUCUACGGUUAUGACGUUCACCUUAUCGAUUUCGUCGACGAGGACUCUCGUGAUUAUCGUCGAGUUGUAUUCGAUGUCCUAGACGUGAUAUCCACAGACUCGCUGUCUAUCUUGGAUGGUGCCAUUACUCAAUGGCUCUCGCUCAGUGCACGUGCAAGCGUAUCUAACGAGUUAAACUUUAUCUCCACAGACAUGGUGGGCAUUGGUGGCAAUACCUCUGCAAACGGAGAGAAUAAAAUGGGCGAGGCUGAAAUAUACCGGGACACUAUUUCGAACCUUAUGCGCGCCGUUCAGCAUGCUGUCGAGCUAGAUCUUGGUAACCCUAGCUCAGAAAAUAUUUUCACCAACUCUUCAGCAGUUAACAGCACAUUCAGCCCAAACCUCCCACCUAAAGGAAUCGCGCCGCGAGAUUGGGUUGGAAGAAACUCCUUUCGUUAUGAUCGUGUCGAGGAGCCAUACUUCACGUUCGCACAAAUGCUUCGCGCUGGGGUCCCAGCCAAUAUCACAACAGCACUCGGUAACCUGACUGGGCUCCCAGGAAACUCGACAAUGGUCACGAACUACUUAUGUCCCAGCUAUCAGCCACGACCAAUAAGUUCAUUAUUGGUUAACGUCUUCAUAGGGACGGCAACCAUGUUCUUGUCGGCUUGGACGGCAUGGAUGUCUGUGACUGCAAUGCUAGCGAAAAGGAUUGCAGGACCAUGUGUUACUUGCACUUGUGGUACGCACUUGGAUCCAGAGGGCCAGCCGACGCGAUGCGACCAUAGUCAUGCGAUCGUCGUAUCGGGGUUGACAACUGGGCUGGUAAGCCCUCCUUCCAAGAUGCCUAGUCAAGCCAGCACCGAAUCGGUACUUACUGAAGAGAAGGGGGAGCCUGGCGACCAAAAUUCCAGUGUCCAAGAGAUUCCGAAAAUUGGAGCAGUGGGUACUAGGAUUUAA